Molecule: messenger RNA, 927 nt
Organism: Malassezia japonica
Lineage: Eukaryota; Fungi; Basidiomycota; Malasseziomycetes; Malasseziales; Malasseziaceae
Product: protein N-terminal methyltransferase
Exons: 3
Coding region: 1-927 (308 amino acids)
Biological process (GO): N-terminal protein amino acid methylation
Cellular component (GO): cytoplasm
Molecular function (GO): N-terminal protein N-methyltransferase activity
Source: RefSeq, a predicted model, not a curated record
AUGCCCGAGACGGUGGUGCGUGCCGUGCACCCCACGCCGAAUGUGGCCAAGGGAAUCGAGUACUGGGAGAGUGUGCCUGCGACCGUAGACGGUGUGCUGGGAGGAUUUGGAAAUGGCACACUGCCGCGCGUCGAUGCGAUGGGCUCGCGCACGUUUCUGCUGCGUGUGCUGCCCUACCUGAGCAGUACGCCGCCGUGUGCGUACAAUGGCACGCCGAAAGAGUGGCUCGAGGAGCGCAUCGAGGAGCGCGGCGGACGCGGUGCGACAGUCACCCGCGCGCUCGACUGCGGCGCGGGCAUUGGGCGCGUGUCGGAGCACAGUCUGCUCCCUCUCGUCGACGAAGUGCACCUCGUCGAGCCGGUACACAAGUUUCUGCAGCAGGCCAAGCGCAGCUCGGAGAACUGGGCGCCGCUCUCGCAGACCGAGUCGACCUCGCCCUUCCACGCAAAAAAGGUGGCCUACUUCCAUACGUCGACCCUGCAAGGCUUCCCGAUCGCGCGGCCGUACACGGCCGUGAAAGACGCCGCGCUCCAGAUUCCCCCGACAGUCAUGGGCAAUAUGGCGCCUCCACCGACAGAGGAGCCGGUGCAGUUUGAUGCAGUAUGGUGCCAGUGGUGCCUGCAGCACCUGUCCGAGUCGGACCUGCUCAAAUUUCUGAAGGAGGCGAAGCGCGCGCUCAAGGCCCCAUCGGGCUCCGGUGAGCACGCGUUCCCGGGUGGUGUGAUUGUCGUCAAGGAAAACGUGUGCCGCGACGGCGAGGGCGGAACGGAAUCGACGUGGUACGACGAAGAGGACUUUUCCGUGACGCGCUCGCGCAAGCUCUACGAGCGUCUCUUUAAUGCAGCUGAGCUCGAAGUCGUGCGCACCGAGGUCCAACUGGGCUUUCCGGAGGAGCUAUUUGAUGUACAGAUGUGGGCACUGCGUUAA